Molecule: messenger RNA, 5940 nt
Organism: Seriola aureovittata
Lineage: Eukaryota; Metazoa; Chordata; Actinopteri; Carangiformes; Carangidae
Gene: crtc3
Product: CREB regulated transcription coactivator 3
Exons: 15
Coding region: 1152-3119 (655 amino acids)
Biological process (GO): positive regulation of transcription by RNA polymerase II; protein homotetramerization
Cellular component (GO): nucleus; cytoplasm
Molecular function (GO): cAMP response element binding protein binding
Source: RefSeq, a predicted model, not a curated record
AUGUUUUUCUCGCAGUAGUAUGAGGAUAACGAGCCAGCGGAUCUGAGUUGCAGUUACUAGCCCUGUCAGCCGACGGUUAAUAAGCCGAAAACAUCAGCAGCAAUUUCUCAGAAGAAUUCCGGUUUAGCGGCGACGAAGAAACCAUCUUUUCUGUCGGCGUUGUUUGUUUUUCUUCAUGGAGGAGUCGUAGGGCUGGAGUUUGUCUGAGGUCUUUCUGCUGUCCGUGGAUUACCACAAGACUCGACUCCGAAGCGCUGUGAUAUCUGUUUAAGAGUGAAAUUGUGGAUUAUGCGCCUGCAUCACGUGUGAAUAUCUGCGUUUUUUGGAGAUUGUUUGUUCCCCAGUUUGUUGGUAACAUAAACUCGAAAUUCAGUAAAGUCCGGACAAGACCAGCGGACACUUGUUGAAAUACAAUUUACCGAGAAAACCUUUGCCCAACUGCUUUGAGCUUUGCUAAUGUCAGUAGCGAGAUUUAGCUAACGAGGCUAACAACUUUCUCUAACAGCAGCGCUAAAUCCUUUGGCACAAAUUGUUUCUAAUACAGUACAGCCUGUUAGAUGUUGACCGAGACCGAGUGUCCACAAGUUGGUAGAGUGCGUUUGUCAAAAUUGUUGAGAUGUCACUGACAGCAGCUUAGCUAACUUUGCUAGCUGCAGCUGUUACUCGGCUCUCCGUUCACCUCCAGCGUUAUGUUAGCAAUGACAGCUAACGUUAUGUCAACGUUAGAUUCAAACAAGUGGUUCGCUGGAAGUGUGUCAAUAUGAAGUUACAUUGUGCCAUUAACUUACUUUAAUCAACACGCAAUUGUUCUAGAAAGUUAUUAAAGUUAACUUGCAAGCACAGAUAAUUUGCAAAGGCUUCAUAUACCCCGUCGUCUAAGCCUAAGAAGCCAACUUUUAUUAACAGGAGCUUUAACGUUAGCAUAGCUACGUUAGCUACUAUCCGGGCUUACAAUAACCCACUCAGCUCUGAAACUGCAGCCAGCCGAGUUGACUCUGAAUCAACUUUGGCCAACCAGUAAUAUGUUCUAUGCUUGUAAAACUCUGAUGGGCUCACUGAGAGACUUUGAAAAAUAGACUCCCAGCACCGUUUUCCACUUUUGCCCCCCCCCCUCCACAAGUAGCUGAAGUUGCAGAACUACGGCCCACACAAUGUCCGGCUCCCCGGGCACAGGUGGCUCAAACCCCAGGAAGUUCAGCGAAAAGAUAGCGCUGCACAACCAGAAGCAAGCAGAAGAGACGCGGGCCUUUGAACAGCUGAUGACAGACCUGACAGUUUCAAGGGUGCAGUUUCAGAAAAUCCAGCAGCUUCGCUUGUCUCAGCCACGGGUGCAGUACUACGGAGGCUCCCUGCCCAAUGUCAAUCAGAUCGGCAACGCCAGCUCUGAAUUUCAGGGUGGCUUCCCUUCAGGAUUGGACUCUGUCAGAGGGACCCGCCACCAUGGGCUGGUCGAGAGGGUCCAUAGGGACCGCAACCGUAUCAACUCUCCGCAUCGCCGACCCAUCGACAAGCAUGGACGGCAGAUGGAGAGCUCUCCUUAUGGAGCAGUGUACCUGUCCCCACCUCCGGACAAUAACUGGAGAAGGGAACAGCAGCCAUGGACUGAGGAAAAACGGCCUGGGUUUAGAUUAAUAUCACAACUCAACAGAACCAAUUCAGACUCUGCUCUCCAUACGAGCGCUAUGAACCCAAACCCUCAGGACCCCUUUGGCAUGAACCAGCAGAUGGGCCGAGGUCCCCCCCAGCGAAAUGGCUGGCAUGUAGCCAGUGUGAAUGAGGCAGAGGUGGAUGGCUCCGGAGACGUGUUUUCCUUCCCCACCCUGGCUAACGAGGAGAGUCUAAUAGGUGUCAGUAAGCCCCUUCCCAAGCAGCUGUGGGAGGCCAAGAAGGUCCAGUCUCUGGCAUCGAGGCCUAAAUCCUGUGAAGUGCCUGGAAUCAAUAUAUUCCCAUCUCCGGAGCAGAACCCCGGUCUGUCCCACUACCAGGGCUCGUUAAACACCGGCGGCUCCCUGCCCGACCUCAGCAACCUUCACUUCCCCUCCCCGCUCUCCACCCCGCUGGACCCUGAGGACAACGGAGGGUAUCCCAACCUCAGCGGAGGCAGCAGCACCGGAAACCUGCCGGCCGCCAUGAUGCACUUAGGCAUCGGCAACUCACAGGGACUCUCCUCCUCUCUGAGCAAUCCCUCAAUUCAGGCGUCCCUCAACAACUGUCAGCUGCAGUCAUCGCUCAGCAAUCCCUCCAUCAACUCAUCCCUGCGUCUGUCCAGCAAUUCCCCCCGGCGACGUCCCGCUCCCAUCAGCCCCCUUACCCUGUCUCCAGGCGCUGAGCAGCGCAGGGGUCUGGCCAAGCAGCUGUCUCCCACCAUGUCCCCUUCACUGUCCCCCAUCACACAGGGAGUUGCUUUGGAUACCAGCAACAUGCCAAGGGAGCCGCCCCCACCCUACCCACUCUACCAACAAUCCCAGCACGCAGUGGACCAGAGCCGACAACGCCAACAGCAACACCAGCACCAGCACCAGCAGCAGUCACAACAACAGCAGCAGCAACAGCAACAGCAACAGCAGCCUCUCUCCCCUCUUCAGAGCAUCCCACUGGACUUCAACACGAGCCAACACAACAAUAUGGCAACACUCUUCACUGACCCCUUCAUGGAGCCUCAGUUCUCCAAUCGCCAGAGCAAGACCCUCCCCUAUCAGUUGGACCAGUUCAGUCUGUUGGAAAACACAAUGAGCUCCACAGCAGGGGGUUCUUGCUUCGACCCUUCAUCCUCUUCCUCAUCGCUCUACUACUCUCAGGUUGCUCUCUCAGGACUGGGCGGCAGCCACGGCAGCCUGCACGACCCCAUGCACAUGAGGUCCAACAUGCUGUACUCCAACUGCAGCGGAGGACUACCCAACAUUAUACUCACCGAUGACUCCAACCCCAGUCUGUCAAAGGACAUCAGCAGCGCUCUCUCUACGGUGCCAGAGUGCUUCGACUCAGAGGGAGGCUUCCCGUUGGAGGACGAGCUGCGCAUCGAGCCCCUUAGCCUGGAUGGCCUGAGCAUGCUCAGCGAUCCGGACAUGGUGCUACCGGACCCAUCUGUGGAGGAUACUUUCCGCAGUGACAGACUCUGAAUGUAAAGAUUGUCACAGGUUUCAAGGAAGAACACACACACACACAUGGAUUUGCAGUGUAUAGAGUGUACAGAUCUGAAUAUGCAUGCUAACAAUCUCUGUAGGGCCACUGUGCAUGCAUCCACUGCCACUAAGAUUCAUUAAAUGUGAAAGACAUGAACACCGUGUACACAGUCAUGCACACUUUUUUAGAGGAGGCGACUUGUGAACAAACACUGUUUACACCUGCUUCAUGCAAAGUUACCCUCACACAGCUUGUAUUUGUCAGUCGUUAUUUUAAAUGAGGUGGAGUGAUGCAGUUAAGGGUUUGAAAUCAGCACUGGGAGCAGAUCCACAGGUCCAGCUCUGAGACCCUGCGUCUGCCCCUCCAACCAAAAAAGACUUGGACGAACACGUGAGACGAUACAGCGAGGAGCCCAAGUCGAGGAGCUUUUUUUCUCUCAUCACCAGCUCAUGGCCCCCCUGAAGCCAUAGCAACCUCAUCGCCAUGGUUACACACCGUAGCAACCCUGUUGCAGUGCUGAACAGCAGCAGAAAUGCCAACACGCAAUUUAUCUUUUUUUUUUUUUUUUUUUUUUUUUUACAGCUCCAAUAAUAUGAGUGAAUGGGAGCCCCAGCUGCAGGUCCUGCUCACAGCUGAGCAGUGACGUGUUGUUGGUGAAACAUCUGGCAGCCCACUUUUCUUCAGGUGAAGCAAAAUCCAGCUGUGUCGUGGCUGCUUCAUGCUCUCAAGCAAUCAUGGUAGAAAUGAAGACUAAAGGAAUUAGAGUUUUGUUUUCAAUGUAUUUCUUUGGUAUCAGAUUAUUUUUAAAAUGUUUGCCACCGAUUUAUAAAUAUAUAUGUACAACAUACAUAUACAAGCCUCACUUUCAGUCUGAUUAGAGUUUUCAAACUAGAGACAAAAAGGGCAAACUGUUUACAAAGAUGAGAUUUUAAUAAGUAAAUAUUACUAAAGAGUAUAGAUUUUUUUGAAUUUCUAAUUAAGAAAUACAAUUCUAAGAUGUAUUAAAUAAAUGCUAUAUUUUUCCGUGCGAUCUGGAUGGAUGGAUGCCCCCCCCCCUCUCUGUCAUAGAAGAGUCAGCUGUGAUUUCCUCUGGCAGAACUUUGACAGCACUGGGACAGUGUCAAGAUCCACUUUAAGAAAGGAACUUCACAUUUUUGACUUUUUUUUGUUUGUUUGUUUUUAAAAAUAUUUUUAUGUACAUUAAUUGCGUAUGUUUUAUUUUACAUUUUGUACCAACUUGUAAUGGCGCUUGUACUGUACUUUAAAUCUUGUGAAUAAGGGCAUGCGCUGUGCUACUGUGGAUCGAUUAUGUCCCAAAUAUCUGUUUGCAUCCGGCUUCCUGUCCCUGUGUUACGGCAGCACAGUAAACCCCCCCCCCCCCCCCCCCCUUUCUCUGUGGCUGAGCAGUCAGAUUGACUCACUCAGAGAGCAGACUGUGAUCAUGUGGACAUCGGACAUCAUGUAACAUUGCACUUAACCUUUUUUUUGCACUAAUUGGUUCACAUUGUGUAGACGAAUAGUUUUAUACCAGGUAAGAGUGUUAUGUUUUUUUUUUUUUUUUUUUGUUUUUUUUUUUUACCUGAUAACCCAAAGAAGUUGAAUGAAGCCAUUAAUAAGAAAAGUAGUCAUCGCACAUACACACAGUUCAGAACACCAGCAACAGGUGUUAGCUUUUGAGGUGAUGUGAGAAAACUGAUGACAUUUAUUUUCUGGGUUUGACCAUGAGCUCAUAUUUACAGUUGAUUAUGUAAUAACUGGGCCAUUUAGGGCAUUGAGUGCCCCCUAGUGUCUGUUUUAAUAAAGUCAGAGAGCUAUUUUUAAUAUUGAUUAUUACAAAGCAUUUGGAGCCGCUUCUGAUGUUGCUCCUUUUAGCUAUGCAACUUUUUUUCAAUUCAUGAGCGAAACCUGUUGAACAGGUGCAACUUGUACAUUAUGCAGCGUACACAAUGUGCGGGAUCAAAUUCGCUAGAAAUCACAAUAUUACAUGUGUCCAGUGUCCACAGUUAGUGUUCAUCUGCAUUGAACUGAUCGACAGUCAGAACAAGAGCGUUUGCAGUGAAUGAUUUAAUGGAACAUUUUUGGAUUGCAGGCAAAAUGCUGCAUGGCACUGUUUGUGUGUUUUCUUCCUUUUUUUUUUCUACUUGUCAGUCAGAAGGUGUAAUACCUGCACUGUGUGGACUGUGGGUUCUUUCAGAGUGUGUGAAAGAGAUUCAGUGUGAUUAUCUGUCAAAUACAAAAUGAAGAGAGGUGAUGGGGUUUUUUCACGAGGUGGUUUUAUAAGAGUUUAUAUUCAGUUUCAGCUGUUAUAUGUUUUUAUCUGCUCUGUUGUUAACUCUGUUAGACAGUGGGUAAGUGAUGGAGCCACUUUGCAUUUUGAUGAUAUUUUAGUUUAUUCCUGCCUCUGCCCCGGCCUGUUUCCUGCUGUCUAAACGCCUGCCUUCUGCUGCCUUACUUUGUUGUACUUUUCAUAUUCCAGCAGUAACCUGUAUCAGCUUAUAGCCACUUCCCUUUAGCUUUAGCUCUGUUUGGUACUAACUGCCCGUGAUCGUUUUCUGUCACGUAGUAUCACUGUUUCAUUUGUUUGUUUGUUUUUUUUUUUUUUUUGGUGUCUUACUUUUUUUAGUUGCAUAUUAAAAUGUACAGUUCUGUUAUUUAAAGAAUGUUUUUGUCCACUAGUGUUACUACUUUUUUUUGUUUUUUUUGUUUUGUAAUGUCAACCCCCCCCCCCAAGAUAUAAAAUUUUCUUAGUUUGUAACGUAUGUUAUAGUGCUUAUCUUUCUGAUUUAAUAUAAACAAUAAAACUAUACUGUGUAUGAA